UUAAUAUUAUUUAAUAUUAGUUAUUACCUAUACAAGAUAAAAUAAAUAAUUUUUAAAAAGUUAACAUUUAUAAAAUUCAUUUAUAAAAUAUGGCUUCUGUUUGGAAUUGGAAUACCGAAAUCGAUGAUGAAGACCAGAUGGAUAACUACAUACAAGUAUUGGAAAAUGAUGGUGAAUUUGGUAUAAAUGCUGAUGAUGAGCAACAUAAUGAAACCACAGAUUCAAUAUUGGAAAACGAUGUUGAAUUUUAUAUAGAUGCUACUGAUGAACAACAUAAUGAAACCACAGAUUCAAUAUUGGAAAACGAUGGUGAAUUUUGUAUAGAUGCUGCUGGUAAACAACAUAAUGAAACUAAAGAUUCAAGUUCAUGGUCAUCAAUUGCUACCAAGUUAUUAAUAUCUCUAAGAGGAGCUUGCAAUGAAAAAUUCGAUAAGAUAAAAAAAAAGGGAAAGAAAUUUGAGCUGUGGGAUGUGAUUUCAAAAGAAAUGAAAGCUAAAAAUAUUAAUGUUAGCCCUAAGCAAUGCGACGAAAAAUGGCGAAGAUUAUUAACUCGUUUUCGACAAGUGAGGGAUGCGUCUAAAAAGUCUGGGAGUGGUGGAAUAAAAUGGCAGUAUUAUACAUCAAUAGAAAAUGCCAUAUCACCAAUGGCCAGACAAACAAUUUCUCCACCAAAAAAUUUGUUACAUGAAUCGUCAAAAGACAUCAAUAGUUCCAUAGAAACACCAGAGUUAGAAAAUACAAUAUCACCUAUAACUUACCCUUCUUAUACAGCAACACCAAAAUCUUUAUUAAAGCAAAAUCAUCAUGAAAAAAUACCUACUUGGUUUAGCAAAUUUGAAAAAUUGAGAAAUGAUCAACUAGAAGCAACCAACAAUAACGCAAAUCAACUAAACAUCCGUCUUGACAAGUUAGAAAAAAGAGAUGAAAUGAUGUUGAAGACUCAGGCUGAACUUCUAAAAAAAUUGGAUGAUGCAAAUAAAAUUGAACUUCAAAAGAUAGAUCUUUUCAAUAAGAUGUAUGACACCAAUACAUAAUGAUUUUUUUUAAUUUGCUUCAA
Metopolophium dirhodum (rose-grain aphid) is the source of this 1057-nucleotide messenger RNA. RefSeq lists its product as uncharacterized. Lineage: Eukaryota; Metazoa; Arthropoda; Insecta; Hemiptera; Aphididae. The transcript has 7 exons. The coding region runs from base 90 to 1034 and encodes 314 amino acids. The record is from RefSeq and is a predicted model, not a curated record.